Marmota monax (woodchuck) is the source of this 4630-nucleotide messenger RNA. RefSeq names its product HECT domain E3 ubiquitin protein ligase 2 (gene Hectd2). Gene Ontology annotation, biological process: protein polyubiquitination. Bases 18 to 2354 code for a protein of 778 amino acids. NCBI's taxonomy places the organism in Eukaryota, Metazoa, Chordata, Mammalia, Rodentia, Sciuridae. The transcript is spliced from 21 exons. The record is from RefSeq and is a predicted model, not a curated record. Gene Ontology annotation, molecular function: ubiquitin protein ligase activity.
UUGCCAUCCGGCCCGACAUGAGUGAGGCGGAACGGGCGCCUUCGCCUGCCGCGCCGCUGGCGGUGGCGGCGGCCGCCUCUGAGGAAAAGAAAGGGAAGGAACCGGAGCGCGAGAAGCUGCCACCCAUCGUGCCCGCCGGCGCCGGCGCGACGGCGGGUUUGGACAGAGGAGCCAAAGGCCAAAUUUCCACUUUGGGCGGUUUUGCUUCAAGUGUUAGCCAGAAGAAAGAAGCCACUGAAAAUAAAAGUUCACCUACACAUCUUGUUUCCCCUAACAUCAAGAAUGGUAAUGUGAGAGACCUACCACCAAUUUGCCUUGAUGUUAGACAAAAGCAGCGUAUCCCUAUAGAUACAUUAUCAUCUGAAAUGAAGGCCCCAGUCCUUACAGAACCUAUCCUUCCUACCCAGCCCAAAACUAUGAAAGACUUUCAGGAAGAUGUAGAAAAAGCUAAGUCAUCAGGAGAUUGGAAAACAGUACAUGAUUUUUAUCUCACAAUAUUUGAUUCUUUCCCUGGAUUAAAUGCUAUAUUUAAGAAAGAUGCCGCUGCCUCAUUUAAUACCAUUGAAGACUCUGGGAUUAAUGCUAAAUUUGUGAAUGCUGUAUAUGAUGCUUUACUUAAUACUCCUCAAGAUAUUCAGAAGACAGUAUUAAAGGGAAUCAUUAACAGCCUAUUACGAGAAUGGAAAGGCCCACGAACAAAAGAUGAUCUUAGAGCAUAUUUCAUCCUUUUACAGAAUCCUCAAUUUAAUAACACAUCUACGUAUGUCAUCUAUGCUCACUUGCUACGACAGACAGCUACCUUAGUGGAAGCUGACCAUCAUUUCCUAGUUCACUGGUUUAAAAAAUUAUCCCAGAAGAGGUUCAAACAAUUGGUAGAGAGAUUGCUGCAAUUUAUUUCUUUACGCCUGUUUCCUGCAAAGCCUGAAGAAUUUCCCCCUAUAGCAAAAUGUUCCUGGUGGAUUCCAUCAGCAUCUAAAGUGUUGGCUUUACUUAAUACUGCAAACAAUUUGGUUGACCUUCCCCUUAUUCCUUAUACUGAUUUCUAUAAUUCUACAUUGGAUCACAUUGAUCUCAUGGAAGAAUAUCAUACUUGGCAGAGCUUUGGAAACUCUCACAGGUUUUCCUUCUGUCAGUACCCAUUCGUUAUUUCUAUAGCUGCAAAAAAAAUCAUUAUUCAGAGAGACUCAGAACAACAGAUGAUAAGCAUCGCAAGGCAAAGUCUGGUGGAUAAAGUAUCUCGAAGACAGAGACCUGAUAUGAAUAUGUUAUUUCUAAAUAUGAAAGUAAGGCGGACACAUCUGGUUAGCGAUUCGCUUGAUGAGUUAACCCGGAAAAGAGCGGACUUGAAAAAGAAAUUGAAAGUUACAUUUGUAGGGGAAGCUGGUUUGGAUAUGGGUGGCUUGACUAAAGAGUGGUUCCUUCUUCUAAUUCGGCAGAUUUUUCAUCCAGAUUAUGGCAUGUUUACAUAUCACAAGGACUCACACUGCCAUUGGUUUAGCAGCUUUAAAUGUGAUAACUAUUCUGAAUUCCGAUUGGUUGGAAUUCUUAUGGGACUAGCUGUUUAUAACAGCAUCACCUUGGAUAUUCGUUUCCCUCCUUGCUGUUACAAGAAAUUAUUGAGCCCUCCCAUCGUUCCUAGUGAUCAAAAUAUACCAGUAGGCAUCUGCAGUGUUGCCAUUGACGACUUAUGUCAAAUUAUGCCUGAAUUGGCCCACGGAUUAACUGAACUCUUAUCAUAUGAAGGCAGUGUUGAAGAAGAUUUUUAUUCAACAUUCCAGGUUUUUCAAGAAGAAUUUGGAAUAAUUAAAUCCUACAAUUUAAAGCCAGGAGGUGAUAAAAUUCCAGUUACCAAUCAAAAUAGGAAAGAAUAUGUACAGCUUUAUACUGACUUCCUUAUCAACAAAUCCAUCUAUAAGCAGUUUGCUGCAUUUUAUUAUGGAUUUCAUAGUGUGUGUGCUUCAAAUGCCCUAAUGCUGCUUCGUCCAGAAGAAGUCGAAAUUCUGGUCUGUGGAAGUCCUGAACUGGACAUGCAUGCUCUACAGAGAAGUACUCAGUAUGAUGGGUAUGCGAAAACAGACUUAACUAUAAGAUACUUUUGGGAUGUUGUACUUGGAUUUCCUCUUGAUCUUCAAAAGAAAUUGCUACAUUUUACUACAGGAAGUGACAGAGUUCCUGUAGGAGGGAUGGCUGAUUUGAACUUUAAAAUCUCAAAGAAUGAAACUUCUACUAACUGGUUACCUGUGGCCCACACCUGCUUCAAUCAACUUUGCCUUCCCCCCUACAAGAGCAAAAAAGACCUGAAACAGAAAUUGAUCAUUGGAAUUUCAAAUUCAGAAGGUUUUGGACUCGAGUAGCCUAAAAGACUUGAAAUAUAAUAUAAUAUUUUAUAUGUAGCAUUCACUUCCCUCUUAUUGUGCCUUUAACCUUUUCAUGUUUCUGUCUCAAAACACUUUCAAAAAGCUCCAACUUUAAAAGACUGAGCUAUUGUUUUUUUUAGUUUUUGGUUUUUUGGGUUUUUUUGUAAUCAAUUAUGAAGUCUGUUAAGUGAAGGCAUGAUUUUCUAAAAACACAGAAUUUUCUUGAGUGAGGAAAAGACCACAUGGCAGAAACAGAUAUGAGUCCAGUCACUCAUUUUUUUAGCACUUUAUCAUUUUCCAUAAGUAGUUUGCCACAGGUGUUCCACUGGGAAAAUGAAGGGUAGUAAAGAAUGCAUUUAGGACAUAGUCGAACCCAGUGGCAGAUUAUGUGCUACUAGCACACAGUAGCAAAGCAAAUAGCUACAUAAUAUUUACCAUAAAGCAUGUAGCCAUAUUUUCAUAUAGAGGUAAACAACAGUAUAAUUGCAAAUGCAGUUUACAGGGUUUUUUGAUAUACUGGCUUUGGGUCCUAUAAGAUUCUUUUCAACUAUUGCUGAAAAGCAUGUAAAUAAUUACAUAAUAGCCUGAGAAAUAAUGGGAUUUUGAUAGUGUCAUUUAUUGCUAAAGAUUUAUUUUUACAAAGUAAAUUCAGGGUUUUAGAUGUGUAUACAGCUUUUACAAAUCAAUAAAGAUGAUUGUACAAGAGUAUUUUCAGACUAAUUGGAUUCAAGGUUAUAUUCUUUUAAGUAUUGUUAGUCUGCAUGCACAUUGGCAGUAACUAGUUACCUGAAUACUCUGUAAUAUUUGUAUAAUGAUCAUUUCUUCUUAAGGAUCAAGACAUUAGAAAAAAUUGGAUCUAACUUAACCAUUGAUGAAUUAAGUCAAUUACAAGCACAAAAAAAAGAACUGUUUUUAUAUAUAUUUUGAUUGAUGUACAAGACUACGUCUACCUUUUUUGAUCACCAAUUGUAAUUGAUUGAUGUACAAUCUACAUUUUUUGAUCACCAAUUGUAAUGAAACACUAAUUUUUGGAAAAAAAAUAGGAUAAGGUAUUUGACAAAAGUGAAUACAAUAGCAACGUUUGUGUCAAAAUGAUGUAACUUGGUAUAAAAUUUAAGUUCAAUAUUUUGGCCAAAAUGUUUGUUUUUCACUGGAUUUCGAACAUAGUAAAUUCAAAAGCACCUUUUGUUGUUUGUCUGUUUUGUUUCUAAUAAAGUAGCAUGUAAAAAGAAACUGUAUUUUAAGUCACAGUAAAUGGUUUUUUUAAAUUCAUAGCAAAUGAAGCAGUUUUAUUAGCAUGUUACAAAUAUGUCCAGAUCAAGACUUCUCUAUUCUUUGCUAGCUUUCCUUCAGAAAAUUCUGAAGCUCUAUUUGCAAUAAUAAUAAAACCAGCAUUUAGUACCAGCAUAUGGUUCAUAGGCAAAUAAUAUUUUCCCAAAAUUUUUUUUUAGUUUAGGCUAUGUUCUUGUUGCUGUACUUCCUGCACCCAACCAGCAGAAUUCUUCAAGGGUGGAGGAAUUAAUCAACUUGUUUUCUGACCAUACUGAACCCAAACCACAAAUCUAUUUGAAGAAAAGUAGUUACUUCAUUUACUAUUCUCUUUGAGACAAAAGUGACUAUGUGUUUCCAUUUGAGUAUACUGUUAAAGGUUAUUUCUUCUUUAAAAUCUUGAAAAGCCUAAGAAAAUUAAAGGCAUAUUGGUUUUGAUUUGUUUUGUUAUACUGUUUUUAACCCAUAUGCAAAUAAAACUGCUUCUCUCUUACCCUGCUUUGAACUAGAAAGUAAGAUGUUUAAUGUAGGUUAAUAAGCACAAAAGAAUUACGUAUAAGAAAUCAGAUAUAAGUAUUUCAAGUAAAAUGUAAACAAAGUUUUUAUUUGGUAGAGAUGACUCAUGGAAAAAUUGUGUUGGCUUGGUCUGCAUGUUUAAUGACGUGCUUGUAUAUUGAUAGAUUUGUCAUUUUAAGUAAGAAAUACAUAAGCAAGCCAAAUUUUAAAUGAUGAAGUUCAUAAAUAACUGGAGAAUUUUUGUCAUUUAUUGUUACUCAGUUGAAAGUCAUAACCAUUUAUCACUAAAUUGCACAUUACCCUUAUUUAUUUAUGCUGUUUUUGGUUUACAUUGUAAUAAUACCUCAUUUAUAAAAUAAAACCACUACUGUUACAUUUUGUUAAUUUAAACAGCUAGAAAAUUCAUGUUGUUACUUUUUUUUAUAACUAAUCUGUUAUGAAUUCUUGAUUUUUGUAUCUACCACAGUAAAUUAAAGCAUUACACAGUA